This is a messenger RNA of Drosophila busckii, 2031 nucleotides long. RefSeq names its product diacylglycerol O-acyltransferase 1 (gene mdy). Gene Ontology annotation, cellular component: endoplasmic reticulum membrane. The record is from RefSeq and is a predicted model, not a curated record. NCBI's taxonomy places the organism in Eukaryota, Metazoa, Arthropoda, Insecta, Diptera, Drosophilidae. The transcript has 9 exons. Bases 77 to 1810 code for a protein of 577 amino acids. Gene Ontology annotation, molecular function: diacylglycerol O-acyltransferase activity. Gene Ontology annotation, biological process: triglyceride biosynthetic process.
UUUCAAUUAAAAUUUAUAAACAAUAAGAGAGCGAACGUAAAUAACGAAACAGACCUCGCGUGGAGCAGACGUCGCUAUGACAGCCAAAGAUGCCAAGGAAACAAACACUGCAACAGCUCAGAAGAAUGGCUCAGCUGGUGGUGGCUUAAUAAAGAGACUGCGUCGCUCCGCUUCCGCUACGGAACACAAUUUGAGCAAUUUACGCAAUCGCAAGUCUACGCAGAAUCUAUUCGAUCAGCAUGGCAAUCCCAUAGAUUUGCAACAGUAUCGCAAAGUGCUGGACAAGGAUGAGAAUGGCAAUGGCACCAGUGAAAAGAAAGCACGUUAUAGACGCACACAAAGCGUAACCAGAGCUGAGGAGAUUUCCAACAAGGAGGCCAAACAGCGCAAGGCGCAACCGGACAGAUCCAUACAUCGACCACGUGAUUCGCUAUUCUCCUGGAGCUCUGGCUUUACCAACUUUACGGGACUGGUUAACUGGGGCUUUCUGCUGCUCUGCAUUGGUGGCUUACGUUUGGGACUGGAGAAUUUGCUCAAAUACGGCAUACGCAUUAAUCCCUUGGACUGGUUCUUCUUUCUAAGCGGUCGUAAUCAGGGCGAAGGACACAAUGCGCUGUUCCUUGUACUCUAUUCGCUGGUGCACAUUUCUCUCUGUCUGGCGGUUGAAAAGGGUCUGGCUUUGGAAAUUAUUUCCGAAGGACUUGGUAUGUUUAUACAAGUAACAAAUAUAGUGGUGUCGGUCUGUUUGCCUGUGGUUAUUAUUCACCUGAAAGGAGCUGCCUUCAGCUUAAGUAAGUACUUAUUUUUGCAAAGUACUAUUUGUAACAAUUCUAAGGCAUAUUUACUUUCAGUGGGUGCCUCGACUGUUUGCUUCUUUUAUUCUGUUUUAUUCCUGAAACUUUGGAGUUAUGUGCAGACAAAUAUGUGGUGCCGCCAGAAAUACUAUCAGCGCCAGCCACGGGAACGACGACCCAGCAUUACUCUUGCCGAGCUCAAAAACGGUCACCUGGAUGCUGGUGAGGAUGAUGAGCACUUGACGAAGCUGGUGCAAUAUCCUGAAAACCUGAGCUAUAAGGACAUUCUAUACUUCUUGUGCGCUCCUACUCUGUGCUAUGAACUGAAUUUCCCACGUACUUCACGCGUCCGCAAGCGUUUCUUACUGAAACGUAUGCUGGAGGUGCUCAUUGGUGUCAACGUCGUUAUGGCUUUGUUCCAGCAGUGGAUAAUACCAUCGGUGCGCAACUCAUUAAUACCUUUCUCCAACAUGGACGUUGGGUUGGCCACUGAACGUCUGCUGAAGCUGGCGCUACCCAAUCACCUGGUCUGGCUGUGCUUUUUCUAUCUUAUGUUUCACUCGUUCUUAAAUGCCGUUGGAGAGGUACUCAAUUUUGCGGAUCGCAACUUUUACUGUGACUGGUGGAAUGCCAACAACAUUGAUACCUUCUGGAGAACUUGGAAUAUGCCCGUGCACAGGUGGUGUGUGCGUCAUCUCUACAUUCCUGUUGUCCAAAUGGGCUACUCCUCGCGCCAAGCAUCGACAAUUGUUUUUCUCUUUAGUGCCUUUUUCCAUGAAUAUUUGGUUUCGGUGCCAUUGCAAACGUACAAGAUUUGGGCUUUCCUUGGCAUGAUGGGUCAGAUACCGCUUUCAGCCAUAUCAAAGUAUAUUGAGCGUCGAUUGGGUCCUCGUAUGGGCAAUAUUAUUGUUUGGGCCUCUAUUAUUUUAGGUCAACCGUUGUGCAUAAUGGCCUACUACCACGACUAUGUCGUUACGCAUUUUCAGAAUUCGCUUAAUGGUACUGAGUACCAGUAAAGUUAAAUUUCAGUGAACCAAAAGUGGUCUGUACUUUUUUUUAAAUAAUUAUUAAGCCAAAUGCAAGUUGAGAUAGCUUGUUUGCCACAUAUACAAAUCAAUUUUGUAGUUUUGAACAUGCAUAGUACUGAGUAACACGAAAUACAUUGUUAUUAAAUGCAUUUGUUAAUGAUUUUAAGUGUCAUGUAAAUAAAGAAAAUGGAUAUUGAGAUUUUUAAAAA